Messenger RNA from Suricata suricatta (meerkat), 1768 nucleotides. RefSeq names its product protein tyrosine phosphatase 4A3 (gene PTP4A3). The coding region runs from base 766 to 1287 and encodes 173 amino acids. The transcript is spliced from 5 exons. Gene Ontology annotation, biological process: protein dephosphorylation; endothelial cell migration. NCBI's taxonomy places the organism in Eukaryota, Metazoa, Chordata, Mammalia, Carnivora, Herpestidae. Gene Ontology annotation, cellular component: nucleus. Gene Ontology annotation, molecular function: protein tyrosine phosphatase activity. The record is from RefSeq and is a predicted model, not a curated record.
ACGUUAGCCUGCUGCUGAGCGGCCUGGGAUUUAUGGAGAGGGCCUCGGGCGGCAGCUCCGAGUACUGCCGGGCCCAACAUCACCGCCACGCCUGCUGCUGAGGAGGCCGGCGCGCCUCUGGCCCUCACCAUUGCCCUCGCCCGCCGAUGGCCCCUGCUGUCCGGCCCAGGGCCGGCUGUGCCGCCUGAGCCCCCGGCCCCCCUCCAGGACUCUCAGUACCCCGAUGGGGUAACGUGACAGAGGCCCUGUGUGUCAGGAGCCGCUGCGGCCGCCUCCCACCACCUCUGCCCCUGUUGGUCUAGUUCAAGUUCGGUUUUCCUUUGGUCCUUGACGGCUUGGGGCCCGCCUUUGAGUGCAGGCGGCCGCUUGCCUGUCCUCCCAUGCAGAGGGGGUGUCCCCAGAGGCAGGCAGCGCUGGACAGAGCCACGGCGGCCCGUUCGCUCUGGGUUUUUUAAAGUUUUCUUUGCUGGGUUUUUGGUUGCCCUUAUUUUUACCUCUGCAUCUUUGGGGCCUGUGUCUUUGCUUGGAAAGAGCUGGGCUCUGCUCCUCACCUCCUCCACCUCCGAGGUGUUUGCACCGCAUCUGUGCGGCUGGGGCGGGUUUAUAAAGCAUUUUCCGGGUCUCGGACAAGCACAGGGACCGCGGUCUCCUCAGGCUCUGGGGGGGCAGGUGGUGGCCUCCCCACUGCGGGCCCCUCCCCUGGCCCCGCCCCUCCCGGGAGGAGCACUGCGGCCCCACCCCUGGCCCCGCCCUCCUGGGAGGAGCAUGUCGCGGAUGAACCGGCCCGCCCCCGUGGAGGUGAGCUACAAGAGCAUGCGCUUCCUGAUCACGCACAACCCCACUAACGCCACGCUCAGCACCUUCAUCGAGGACCUGAAGAAGUACGGGGCCACCACCGUGGUGCGCGUGUGUGAAGUGACCUACGACAAGGCGCCUCUGGAGAAGGACGGUAUCACCGUGGUGGACUGGCCCUUUGACGACGGGGCGCCGCCCCCUGGGAAAGUGGUGGAGGACUGGCUGAGCCUGCUGAAGGCCAAGUUCUGCGAUGACCCUGGCAGCUGUGUGGCCGUUCACUGCGUGGCCGGCCUGGGACGCGCUCCGGUCCUUGUGGCACUGGCCCUCAUCGAGAGCGGGAUGAAGUAUGAAGAUGCCAUCCAGUUCAUCCGCCAGAAGCGGCGUGGAGCCAUCAACAGCAAACAGCUCACCUACCUGGAGAAAUACCGGCCUAAGCAGAGACUGCGGUUCAAAGAGCCACAUGCGCACAAGACCAAGUGCUGCGUCAUGUAGCCCAGGGGCUUCGAGCAGGGGCUCCGGUCCCGGCACCUCGGCACCCCCAUGUGCACUGGGCCCUGCGUGCCCUCUGCCGUCUGUUCCUCCCCGUGUCUCCGUCUGCCCGUGUCCGCCACUCAGCGGACCUGCCCUUCCCUUUGCCUCCAGGCUCUGUGUCUCUGCGUCUGGACCCCACAGCCUGUGUCUCUCUGUGUCUCUGCCUCUCCCGAGUCUGAUGUCUCUCUCUUCCUGUCUCUGUGCCUGCCGCUCUCUAUCUCUCCGAGGCUUGGCUGGGGCACCCCCGGCCCGGCCCUCCCGCACUGUCUGCUGGGCAGCUUUCCUCUCAGGCUCAUUUGUUAGGGGGCAGGUGAAUUUUUUAGCCACUGGGCCUGACCCCUACUCCGUCCUGACCUGUUCUUGGCACUUUCAGUUAUUGGGUCUGGAGGCUGUCAGAUGUCCUGGACACCCGAAGGCAAUAAAAAAGGACUCUGUGGCUGUG